UACAAAGAACCUUCGGCUCGUACGGUUGUGCAUGGUGGUCUGGUAACUUUCUACAGGAGUAUCAAUCCGGUACAGUUAGUGGUCGGUUGCGACUGGUUUAUCUAUCUGACUGGGAUGGUGAAAGCACGACACAGUGCAUUCUAGUGGAGGCUGAAGGCAGCAUCUUGGAAAACAUCAUACUGUUAUAGUCGGUUGAGAAGAAGUAUUUGCUUUUUGAUUGCACCGUGGUCAACAGGAUAACACAUUAUAAUAUUGCAAUCAAGAAGUGAAUCAUUUUGGUAACCGUAUUAGUUUAACGAGUGCUUUUGGAAUAUAGUGAUACAAAAUAGCAUCAGAUGAAGUUGAAGCUGUGGUGAUCAGAAUUAAGUAAGAAAGCAUAGCCAUUUUCAGCAUCCAGAAAAGUGAUUCGAACGGGCAGUGAAUAUUCAAGUUUAGGAUUUCGUUGCGUCCCAUUCUCUUUGUGUGUAUUGCUGGUUGUGGCAACAGACUUCGUCUGCACUUGUUGGUGUCGCUUGCUACCGUCUGGCCUGGCUUAUCUGGUACGUGUGAUUCAUUGUAUCAUCUCUGGGAGUUAUUUGCUAAACAAGAAGUGCCAACGCUGAUUCCUCUACAAAAUUUCCACAUAAUCGCUGCUUCGCAAAUCAUCCAAAAUGCCAUCCGUUGGAGUAGCGUGCGUCAGAUACCUUGUAUUUUUCUUCAACUUCUUGUUCGCGAUCACCGGAUUGGUCGUCGUGGUGACGGGAGCCAUCAUCCAGUCGUCCUACCACCAUUAUUCGAACUUUCUCGGUGAAAGCUUCUGGACUGCCCCGAUAGUGCUAAUCGUGAUUGGAUCCGUCAUAUUCGUCGUUGCCUGCUUCGGAUGCUGUGGCGCCGCAAAGGAAAGCCCGUGUAUGAUCAUAACGUUCUCGGUCUUUCUGGGGCUGGUGUUCCUGGCUGAGAUCGGCAUCGGUGUAGCUGGGUACUACAAACACGAAGAACUAAGCGGCAUCCUGGAGAAGGGCUUCAACGAAACACUGGACAACUACAAGACGAACUUAGCCGCACAGGAGGCCUGGAAUUUGGUCCAAUCGGAGAUGAAAUGCUGUGGCGUUAACGGAGCCGAGGAUUGGCAGCCGAUCUUCAAGAACGAUACCGUACCCAAGUCGUGUUGCCACGAGUUGCCGAUCGGAGUUAGUAAAUGCACCCGCAGGUAUGCCGAUCCGGAGGGCUGCUUCCCGAAGUUGUCCGCAUUCCUUGGUUCCAAGUCGCUGAUCCUGGCCGGAAUCGGAGUAGGGCUGGCCGCUAUCCAGCUCGUAGCCGUCUUGCUUGCUUGCUGCCUGUACGGAUCAUUCCGACGACAAUACGAAACCGUCUAAGCUGUUACAUUAGGAAUUUGCAAAAGAACGAAUAUCAUCUUAUACAUAUAAGAUGUCCUUAAAAGCGUAGGGGUAUAUCAGCAUCGAUUAUUUACCAUGUAAAGUAAGUGCUUCGAACUGUAAAUAUCCUUAUUUGUCCCAUGUUGGAGUCAACAAAAUAGAUGUUCUUCAAGAAGGAUAGACAGCAGAGAAGAAAAAUGUUAAUAAUAUCCACCAUCGUAGGAAAGUGAUAAGCAUCCGAACAUUCUUAACCCCAGCCAUCAAAACAAGGGUCGUGUGCUGCCUAGAAAUCAAACUCAUAUAAAUCAUUCCAGGCCGCUACUGAUGGACUCGUUAGAGCGAUAGGAGAGUAGGGAAAUACAACAAAAAUAUGAAGCCACCCUCCACGUUUACAUUGCUGCUCGUUCUUUCGGUGUCAUUGAUAGUUUGUAAGAUGAUAAAAAGUAGAAACCAGCCAGCCAUAGAAAACUAUUUUUCAUGUACCCUCGAUAUGGAAGGGAUCGCAACGGAGUGACUUAGGUUAUCCGAGACCAAUCUCACAUUCAAGUUUAUUAUGCUUAUGAUGGUAGGAUGAUUGAGAAGUAAGCACAUUGAUGGCACAUUUAAAGAGAUAUAAUACGGUAGAAAAAAGCGAGGUAUCAGAAAGCUAGUGAGGCAUUCAAACACACAAUAAUAUUUGUAGUUUCUAUAGGACGAAAAUGUGUCAACCCGAGAAAAGAGAAAUCGUUGACAUAAUUCGAGUGGAUUAGUUAAACACAAAUCAAAAACUGUAAGAGGAGUUUUUCUCAUGAAAAAGUAAAAUCAUUUAAGAUUACAAUUCGAUCAAUCCAUCAUAUAGAAAAAAGAGGAGGCUGACAACGUAGACGAAACUUUCGCAUUUCUAGACACAUAAGUAAAUCGAAACUUUUUUGAAUGCCGUUUGGUCGUAAAACUUUAGCUCUGCAUAAAGCUUAUUGUAGAAAGCAUUUAAAACAUUCGUAGAAACGUAUUCACAUGCUAAUCCUCCACUAAAGCAGACAGUUUGAUGAAUUACACAUUUGUUUGUCGUAUUGAUUUAUGUUUGAAGAAUCUCAGUUGAUAUAGUAGUUGGAUAUAAAUAUAGAGUUUAUAUUGAUUUAUGAAAACGUUUUACAAGAUAAAACUAAUUACAUUAAAAUUGGCCUCAUUAAAUAUUAUAUUCAUUAUUCAAAUUUAUGCAAUACAUAUCCUAAAAUAGUUCACGCUAAAACCAGACUACAAAUUCGGAGAAUUUUAUACUCUACUAGUUGGUUCGUCAAACGACUAGUUCAAUCUGGCUACAUCCUGAGAAAAGUACUGAUUUGUCUCUAAAAACUUAUUCCGAUGCAAAUGGAUUACUCAUCCCAACAGAUUUAUUUUAAAUAAAAUGAAUGGAACACUUGAUACGCUUGAAUAUAAUUCUCAGAUUAUAAUUUAUCAAAUUUGUUUCACAAACGUAGUUCCACAAACAAUCAGACGUAACAUUCAACUGUCUAAGACGAGUUUAGUACUUUCCAUUCAAUUCUACUACGUUUUGUUAUCUUUAAAGAUACGUAUUUCGACCUCAAUUGUGAGACCGUCUUCAGUGUUUCGUACUUGAUUCGACUUAAAGAUUCAAGACCGUCUGCAAAGUCCGGAGGUCUAUGGUGAGAAUAUUUUGAGUAAUCUUCUAGAAGACACAAAGAAAAUAUCUUUAAUCGCAAAUGAACAUGCCGAAUGGUAUGGUCUCAGUUUUGAUAGCUAUUUCGGUUCCUCUGAGACUUCCGGAACCGGUUACAAGAAGCCAAGAAACAGUCUGAAAAUUUCAUAUUCUAAAAGUUAUUUGAAAAAUGUAGAUCGGAUUAUUUCCAUUUUUGAACACUAUAUUGCAUAACACUAUAUUACUGGCAAAAAGGCGAAACUGUUAAAUACACGAUGGGCAGUGAUAAUGUACCUUGCUAAAAUGACUACUUUGGUUAUAAUUUCUCAAGGCUCUCGUAGAUUACCAAAAUUUGUCCGCAAUACAAACAACAUGUCAAUCAAAGCAUUCAUCGCCUCACUUCACCACGUGGCCCUCCUGCUUCCGAUGUCGAUAACUCCCAGGCGAUAACGACUACUUUAAAGUUGAAUAUUAUUGACCAAACAAAGUACAACAGUGCGUCUGACAGAUCCAUUAUGACCAUGGGUUUUUCCUGAUCAGAAAUUCGAUAGCGAUUUCGCUUAUCGAUCGAUCCACUUCAGAGUUGGAUUUUCAUGUAUCAAUCAUAUGAAAUUUGUAUAUGAUUUGUCACGAUUUUCAAUUCCUCUCUUUCUCCGUUCGCCGCAGUUUCCUUUAAUUGGGUGCAAAAAAAAUGUCAUUAUGAAGAUAAAAAUAUGUUGUGAUUUUAAAUGUAUUUUCAUGCACAUAUUUGGAGCAUGCAAAUAAAUGCAAUAUUCAAUCGAUCUUCCUGUUAUGUUGAAUCGAAAUAAGCUUAAACGGUGCUUGUUAGUAAAAUUCAGUCAAAUUUAAUUGAAUAUUGAAUAUUAAUUCGUUUGAUGGGUUCACCUGCAAUUUUGUCGCGUCGUUGCUGCAAAGAUCUUUCAGCAAAUUCAACGAUUUUUCCGUUCUGAACGUUUUUAUAGAUUUAAUACGAAGAAUCAGUAUUGCCCUCGAGUCUGCAAAGUUCCUAACAUAUUUUGCCAAGUUUUGCAAAUAGUAAAAAUAUUACUAAAUUAAAAAAAAAAAUGGCGUAUACUUCUUGUUACUUGAAGCAUCUUUAAUCCACCUAACUAUUUAAUUUUACCUUGCUAUCGUCAUACGCAUAUUUGGCCCAUGUCUGCUGGGAUUCCUAUGUACAUGGUACAGUGAUGCGUAUAACGGUAGUUUAUGUGAGAUACAAAAUGCUAUUGGAAUGUAAAAUAUUGCACAUUUAUUCCAUAGUAAGAGUGGGGCGCCCAAAUAAGAUUUCGCCAAGGGCUCCGGUAGUCCACGCUAUGGCUCUGACUGAAUACACUUUCCAAUAAAGUAGCAACAAGAAACUCACUUGUUGACAGUUUGUGGAUAACUUUGGAAAGGGAUUGAAAAGCUUCAGAAGUGAUCACUCGCAUGAAGUCACUUGGAGGGUUUAACAAAAAUGAAAGUUCUCAAAAUAAUAACACGAUGGGCAUCGUUUAGAAUCAGUGCCGGCAGGUUAUCUUUGCGCAACUUUACUAUUAAAAACUUUGUCACGUACUAUUUGUACUACAACUGCAGGUAAAUUUUGCACAUCUAUGACAGCUUUGGAAAAGGAUUACGAGAUGGAAUAACGUGGAAUAACUGAGCAAUGGAUUCUUCAUGAAAUUUUCCCAGCUGCUACGUCUGUUUGUCUGUGAGAGUAUUGUAUCGCAUAAGAUAUUUGAGUUAAUUUAUUAUACAAAAGGAUUCUAAAAUCUUUUUGUUACGUGGGAGAGGGAGGGGGUCAAAAAGUAUGAUUUUUUUUUGCAUUACGUAAUUUGUGAACUAUCUCAACUGAAAACCCGUUUAAACUAUUCAUUACUAAAAGAAUGUUCCCUGCGUUUCGCGGAUUUGUAUUUUUUGCGUUCUAACUGUCAAUUGUUAAAUUCUUUUAAGCGAGCUUGAUUGCCUUCAGUUCGAGCUUGAUUGUUUUUCCCAGAGCUCUCCAAAACGUUGCUUCUUCAUGAUUAUCCAACUUUCCCAGUGAAAACUUCCGCUUUUCCAUACACAUAAAUAUGUCUUUUGAGUAAAACACCACAGUAAACCAUCGUGCUUAAUAAGUAUUAAGGCUACUAGCAGUGGAAAAUAAUAUCUUUUUUAGUGGAUUUCCGAUACUAGCCUGCCUGUUAAUAUCUGUCGAUUCAUUACGCAGCAAAAGAUAUUGGAGAUUCAAGGGAAAUACAUAAAUAUUCGAUAUUCAGUUAAAUUAAUAUCUAGAAGAAUAUUACCAGACGUAGUUCGGAUUCCUUUCGAUAAGUUCAAUUGAAUUUUUCGUUUAUGUGCAAGCUGAAAUAUGUGCAUAAAGAAUAAAAAUUUAAAAUGCAAAGUCAUUUUAACUCGUCUGGUUUUAGUGAGAAUUUAUUAAAUUCAGAAAAAUGCAAAACUAACCCAGAUGCAGACCACAAUAACAUAGUAACAGUGAAUCAUAGUAUGUAAAGCACAUGGAGCACACAGAUUGAUAUUCACUUUGAGCCACAUAAAUCACCUUUCUGGAGCGGUCCCAUCUCACAUCUGCCACACCUUCAACGAACCCACCGAAUUUGGACAAUGCUCAACCGAUAAAAUCACAAAUUCAUUGACUAUGAAGAAAACGUUUGAAAUCAUUCUCAAAUUCUUCGUGUAACAAAUAAAUAAUAUCAGCCAAAUCAAGACAAAUAUAAGAGUCCCAGUUAUAGGUUUUUUCCCCGUAUUGGGCAAUAUUGACCAAAUCCCGAAGUUUACAAUCAAUAAGCUUUCAAUUAGAUUACAGAAAGAAAAAUUUCAAAAAAUAAGGCGCCAUGAUAGUCGUAUUGAAUUGAUACGAAUGUAAACCAAGAUAAUAAUAACAUCCCCUGUUUAUGCAAGUAUAUUUUUGUUCACACGAAAGGAAUGCACUGAACGUGAUUGAUGUGUAAUAAGGGCACCUAUCGCCACCAAUCUCUGCCAAAAAAAGUUGAAUCCACUGAAGUGUGUCGCACGCAACAUUCCGGAAGAAAAAAACUCUAUCAAGCGUGGAAAUCGUGUUGAUAUUUUUAUAAAUGUAUUUUAUCGUUUUAGUAUAGAAUAAAAAUUUGCUUAAAAUUGA
Messenger RNA from Armigeres subalbatus, 6088 nucleotides. RefSeq names its product CD63 antigen-like. The coding region runs from base 651 to 1355 and encodes 234 amino acids. Gene Ontology annotation, cellular component: plasma membrane. The record is from RefSeq and is a predicted model, not a curated record. Lineage: Eukaryota; Metazoa; Arthropoda; Insecta; Diptera; Culicidae. The transcript is spliced from 7 exons.